Danio rerio (zebrafish) is the source of this 2491-nucleotide messenger RNA. NCBI's taxonomy places the organism in Eukaryota, Metazoa, Chordata, Actinopteri, Cypriniformes, Danionidae. The record is from RefSeq and is a predicted model, not a curated record.
GGAAACUUGAGGGGCGCAGCGCAGUUUGUGCUCUCCACAGCUGGAGAGAGAGGGAGAUAGUGAGACUGAGAGAGAGUUUGAGAGAGAGAGAGAGAGAGAGAGAGAGAGAGAGAGAGAGAGAUCGCGAAUCCCUUUGAAAGUCUAGGGCAGGAGAAUGGCGAAGGGGCAGAAUGCUUCCCUUUCGAGACUGCAAAUGUGAGCCCAUUAUCAUCACCGGCGGAAAACACUUUAUCUGUGCCGUGAAAACCGGAGAAACUUGAAAACAACUGAGGGACCGGAGCUGAGGGCAGCGCGAGGUGUCCUGUGCCCUCUCGUCUCGAAAUGAACUGUCAGUCGGGACUGCGAUGGUUGGUAACUUUAUGCGCUUUCUUUCAAGUGGGCUCUGCCCGGGACACGCACGAGAGCACGCGGCAAUGUGACAAGCCCGUAUCGAAAGACAUGAACUCCUUCCUGUGGACCGUGAAGCGGCCUCGUCCUUUUCCACCGUCGUAUCUGUUUGGCACAAUCCACGUCCCGUACACUCGAGUGUGGGACUAUAUCCCAGAGAGCUCAAAACGUGCCUUUCAGACCAGCAACAGUGUAUUCUUUGAACUGGAUCUCACAGAUCCUUUAACCAUCUCCAAACUCACCAGCUGCCAGCUUCUGCCCAAUGGAGAAAACCUCCAGACGCUACUGCCACGGGAUCUCUACCGCCGCCUCAAGCGCCACCUGGACUACGUCAAACACAUGAUGCCCUUCUGGAUGACAGCAGACCAGCGCGGCCGAGGACUUUAUGCCGACUACCUCUUCAACGCCAUUGCGGGGAACUGGGAACGCAAGAGGCCUGUAUGGGUGAUGCUAAUGGUGAACUCGCUGACGGAAGCAGACGUCCGGUCACGGGGAACCCCCGUGCUCGACCUGUUCUUGGCACAGGAGGCAGAGCGUCUCGGGAAGCAGACAGGUGCUGUGGAGAGGGUGGAGGAACAGUGCCAUCCCCUGAAUGGACUGAACUUCUCACAGGUGUUGUUUGCCCUGAACCAGACUCUACUGCAGCAUGAGAGUUUGCGUGCAGGCAUUCUGCAGGGCACCUUUACUACAGAGGACCUCAUUGCACACUACAAUUGUGGAGACCUCAACUCCAUCAUCUUCAAUCAUGACACAUCCCAGCUUCCGCAUUUCAUCAACAGUUCUCUGCCAGAUCAUGAGCGCUUGACGGCGCAGCAGAUCGACAGUUACCUGCGGCAGGAGCUCAUUUACAAACGCAAUGAACGAAUGGCCCGCCGCGUCUCCGCCCUCCUUCAGAGAAACCCCAACCAGAGCUUCUUUUUCGCUUUUGGAGCUGGUCAUUUCCUGGGGAAUCAUAGUGUACUGGACAUUCUGCGGCAGGAGGGCUAUGAGGUGGAGCACACACCACCACAAGAGCCCAUCAUACAGAGCUGGUCUGAGCGGGAGGCGACCACACUGAAUCCCACCGAAGACAGCUUCGAGUCAGUGACAGAAUGGACAUCAGAGACUCCUGAGCUGGAGGAGAUCAGCCAGGAAGAACUCUCCCAUAUGCUGCUGCCUGACAGUCUCAGCCAGCUAGAGGAAUUUGGCCGCUACAAGCAUCCUCGUAAAACCCAUCAUACGCACAGUCGACCUCGGCUGUUCAGCGACCUGUGGGUGCGCAUAGGAGACAGCACGACUCCACACCCAAGCAUAAGGAUAACCAAUGGCUAUGUGACGGUGGAGCCUCCUCAGAUACGACAGGAACAGCAACAAAGACUCAGAGAAAGACUGAAGCCUCUCAGUGAGCCCACAAACCCCAGCGCACUUGACUCCGCUGCUCCAAACCCAACAUAUGCGCUGACUUGUUUUUUGGCCUGUCUCAUUUCACAACUGCUUUUUGCUUCCUAAAGAGGAACUGGGUCUCUUGGAAGCUCACAAUCCAACAAGAAUUUUAUCUGAGUGACUUCGUCUGUGGUAAAAAUAAAUGGCAGUUAAGUACAUUUAGGUACUGCUUAGAUCAAUUUUUGGGUGUCUGCCUACAAUAAAUUAGUUGCCGCAGUAUGUAACACAACACGAAUGUGAGUAAUUCUAAUCGUUGCAUCUGGUAAAAUAGUAGUUGCUAAGAAUAACAAUAAGAGAAAAGCUAGAACAUUUUGUUAUACUUAUGCAAUGUCUCUGGCCAGAGUUGAUUCAUGAGAAUCAGAUUGUACUUUUAUGUGAAUUCCCAGAUGACUGUACCCUUUUGCCCCAUGAGUGCAGACAGCAAAAUAUGAAUGUCCUUUUUUCUGAUGAGUGAAAUGGGCAAAAACAAAUAUACCAAAUGAUCAGUAUGAUAUAAUAGAGACUGCUAUUAUGUGGUAUGGUCACUGGCAGAUAACUAAAUGACUUAAUAGUUCACAGAGAUGGUACUUAUAUUUUGUAAAUUGUGCAUUUGUUCAUACAGAAAUUUUAUAUUUAUUAUUUCAUGAAGAGUAUAUUUUCAUGCAUUUCUCAAGUAUUAAAGUCAACAAAGUUAUGUAAACAA